AUGGUUGUAGGCAUUCUUGCGACUCUGGCCGCGCUGGCCACAUUGGCAGCUGGCGUUCCCCUCGAGGAACGACAGUCUUGCUCAAGUGUUUGGGGUCAAUGUGGUGGCCAAAACUGGGCUGGACCGUUCUGCUGUGCCUCCGGAAGCACUUGCGUGUUUUCCAAUGACUAUUACUCCCAGUGUAUUCCUGGCGCGGCAAGCUCAAGUUCUUCCACUCGCGCUUCGUCGACAACUUCUCGGGCGUCAGCAACGUCGACUAGGUCGAGUUCUUCAACACCCCCUCCUGCUUCUUCGACUGCACCACCGCCGCCAGUGGGAUCGGGAACGGCAACAUACCAGGGUAACCCCUUUUCUGGAGUCACGCCUUGGGCCAAUUCCUUUUAUGCCUCUGAAGUCAGCACUUUGGCAAUUCCAAGUUUGACAGGAGCUAUGGCUACCGCUGCGGCCGCUGUGGCAAAGGUGCCAUCUUUCAUGUGGCUAGACACUCUGGACAAGACUUCUUUGAUGAGCUCGACGUUGUCGGAUAUCCGUGCAGCAAACAAGGCUGGAGGCAACUACGCUGGACAAUUUGUUGUCUACGACCUGCCUGAUCGUGACUGUGCUGCCGCUGCUUCUAAUGGUGAAUAUUCCAUCGCUGAUGGUGGCGUGGCCAAAUACAAGAACUACAUCGAUACCAUUCGCGGAAUCGUCACCACCUUUUCCGACAUUCGUAUCCUUUUGGUUGUCGAGCCCGACUCUCUUGCCAACCUGGUUACUAACCUCGCCACUCCGAAGUGUUCAAACGCCCAAGCCGCAUACCUGGAAUGUAUUAAUUACGCCAUCACGCAGCUGAACCUUCCAAACGUUGCGAUGUACUUGGACGCGGGCCACGCUGGAUGGCUUGGCUGGCCAGCAAAUCAAGACCCAGCCGCCCAGUUGUUCGCAAAUGUUUACAAGAAUGCAUCAUCUCCCCGAGCCGUCCGUGGACUGGCCACUAACGUGGCUAACUACAAUGCGUGGAACAUUUCUACUGCCCCUUCAUACACUCAAGGAAACGCUGUUUACAAUGAGAAGCUGUAUAUUCACGCCAUCGGACCCCUUCUUGCCAACCACGGCUGGUCAAACGCUUUCUUCAUCACUGACCAAGGUCGAUCUGGUAAGCAGCCGACCGGGCAGCUCGAGUGGGGUAACUGGUGCAACGCUGUUGGCACUGGAUUUGGUAUCCGUCCUUCUACCAAUACUGGAGACUCGCUGUUGGAUUCCUUCGUUUGGAUCAAACCAGGUGGCGAGUGCGAUGGCACUAGCAAUAGCAGUGCACCACGAUUUGAUUAUCACUGCGCUUCUGCAGACGCUUUGCAGCCAGCACCUCAAGCCGGUUCUUGGUUCCAGGCUUAUUUCGUGCAGCUUCUCACGAACGCGAACCCGUCAUUCCUGCUUUCCGAAUGCGGCGAGAGAUUUCUUCUCAAGGUGGAGCCCAAUUGGCGAGGUGUUGUAUCGCAUCAAGUGGAAGAAUCUGUUACGCAUCUGAUGCGCAUUUUGCGCGCCCAUUUCCAGUGUGAUUUUGCCGGUAUGGAUUUGCCCAAGAAUAUUAUCGAUAGCAUCUCCAACGGCCUGAUGGUACUCUUUGCGAACACGGUUGUCAUGGAUGAUCCAUUGGCUAAGAACGAUGAAGAUUCCUUCACAAAGGUUGAAGCCAGUGACUGA
Messenger RNA from Trichoderma aggressivum f. europaeum, 1683 nucleotides. RefSeq names its product CAZyme family GH6. Gene Ontology annotation, biological process: cellulose catabolic process. The transcript has 6 exons. Gene Ontology annotation, molecular function: cellulose binding; hydrolase activity, hydrolyzing O-glycosyl compounds. The coding region runs from base 1 to 1683 and encodes 560 amino acids. Gene Ontology annotation, cellular component: extracellular region. The record is from RefSeq and is a predicted model, not a curated record. NCBI's taxonomy places the organism in Eukaryota, Fungi, Ascomycota, Sordariomycetes, Hypocreales, Hypocreaceae.